Molecule: messenger RNA, 1203 nt
Organism: Parus major (Great Tit)
Lineage: Eukaryota; Metazoa; Chordata; Aves; Passeriformes; Paridae
Product: general transcription factor IIF subunit 1-like
Exons: 2
Coding region: 788-1150 (120 amino acids)
Biological process (GO): transcription initiation at RNA polymerase II promoter; positive regulation of transcription elongation by RNA polymerase II
Cellular component (GO): transcription factor TFIIF complex; nucleus
Molecular function (GO): RNA polymerase II general transcription initiation factor activity; TFIIF-class transcription factor complex binding; DNA binding
Source: RefSeq, a predicted model, not a curated record
CCAGUGCUGCUCCUGCUGGGCUGGGAGCGCUGAGAUCGGGGGUGCAGGGCCUGGAUCACCCCCAGUGCCACUCCCGUGGGGCUGGGAGUGCUGAGAUUGGGGGUGCAGGGCCUGGAUCACCCCCAGUGCCGUUCCCAGUGCUCCUGUUGGGCUGGGAGCGCUGAGAUUGGAGGUGAAGGGCCUGAAUCACCCCCAGUGCUGCUCCCAGUGCUGCUCCUGCUGGGCUGGGAGUGCUGAGCUCUGGGGUGCAGGGCCCCAUUGUGGGUGCAGGGCCCCCAGUGCUCCCAGUGCCGUUCCCAUGGGCAGCGCUGGGCUGGGGAGUGCUGAGAUUGGGGGUGCAGGGCUCCCAUUGCUCCCAUCGCUCCCAGUGCUCCCAGUGCUCCCACUGGGCUGGGGAGCGCUGAGCUCUGUGGGUGCAGGGCCCCCAUCGCUCCCAUUGCUCCCGGCGCUGCUCCAACUGGGCUGGGGAGCGCUGAGAUUGGGGGUGCAGGGCCUGGAUCACUCCUGGUGCCGCUCCCAUGGGCAGUGUUGGGCUGGGGAGUGCUGAGAUUGGGGGUGCAGGGCCCUCAUCGCUCCCAGUGCUGCUCCCAGUGCUCCUGUUGGGCUGGGAGCGCUGAGAUUGGGGGUGCAGGGCCUGGAUCGCUCCCAGUGCUCCUGUUGGGCUGGGGAGCGCUGAGCUCUGGGGUGCAGGGCUCCCAUUGCUCCAGCCGGGAUUUGGGGUCUCUGGGAUCGCCGGGAUCGCGGGGAUUCGGGGUCAGCACCAACCCCGAGCCCUGGGCAGGCGCGGAUGGAGCGGGACAUGAGCAACAAGCGCAUCUACGCCGAGGAGGAGCUGCCCGAGUCCGGCGCCGGCAGCGAGUUCCACCGCAAGCUGCGCGAGGAGGCGCGGAGGAAGAAAUACGGGAUCGUCCUGCGGGAAUUCCGGGCCGAGGACCAGCCCUGGCUGCUGCGCGUCAACGGCAAAACCGGCAGGAAGUUCCGGGGGGUGAAGAAGGGCGGGGUGACAGAAAACGCCUCCUACUACGUGUUCACCCAGUGCCCCGACGGCGCCUUCGAGGCCUUCCCGGUGCGGAACUGGUACAACUUCACCCCCCUGGCCCGGCACCGCACCCUGACGGCCGAGGAGGCCGAGGAGGAGUGGGAGAGGUGACGCCCCAAACCCUGGGCAGGGAUCCCAGAGCCCAAAAUCCCCUCCCAAACGCU